Molecule: messenger RNA, 1099 nt
Organism: Asparagus officinalis (garden asparagus)
Lineage: Eukaryota; Viridiplantae; Streptophyta; Magnoliopsida; Asparagales; Asparagaceae
Product: WRKY transcription factor WRKY71-like
Biological process (GO): regulation of DNA-templated transcription
Molecular function (GO): sequence-specific DNA binding; DNA-binding transcription factor activity
Source: RefSeq, a predicted model, not a curated record
GUUAUCCAAACUUUUCCCCUAUAAAUACCUCUCAAUUCCACCCUCUGCCCUUUCAAGCUCUCAUUUCCCCCCCUCUUAUUCUCUCCAUCCUCAUAUAUAACCCUCAGCUAAUUAAUUUGGUCAUGGGGUCUUCUUGGUUUAACCAAACUCCGAUCAAUCUCGACCUCAACAUUGGCCCUCAGCAUCGAAGGAAUCCGCUAAUGAAGGAGGAGACCGGCUCAUUGCCCCUCGCAGGCAAAACGAGCUCGCCAAGAGAAGAGCUCGAGGCGAAGUUAGAGCGUAUGAGCGAGGAGAACGAGAGGCUGAAGGAGAAGCUCGCGUCAAUGCAAGCGAGCUACGCUCUCCUGCAAAACAAGCUCGUCGAUGUGAUGGCCACGUCGUCGUCGGAGGUGGCGGGCCCGCCGUCGCCGACGAAAAAGAGGAAGGGCGACGAUAGCGCUGAGAUGAGCGACGAUUCCUGCAAGAGGCUAAGAGAAGAGGCCCGACCGAUGAUCUCUAAGCUCUGCGUUCGGACCGAUCCGUCGGACCCUAGCUUGGUGGUUAAAGAUGGGUAUCAAUGGAGGAAAUACGGACAAAAGGUGACUAAAGAUAAUCCGUGUCCAAGAGCUUACUUUAGAUGUUCCUUUGCCCCUGCUUGCCCUGUGAAAAAGAAGGUUCAGAGGAGUGCUGAAGACAGGUCAAUGUUGGUCGCCACCUACGAGGGAGAACACACGCAUCCCGGAUCGUCGUCGCAAAUCGAGCCACCCAACGGGGACGGACUAACUAAGCUCGGCCGCCUCGGCCCACCCCUCACCUCAGGUCCGGCCAUCACCCUCGACUUGAGCCGACCACGGCCGCAACGGAAUCAGGACCGAAGUAGCCCGGAGGUGCAGUUCGCUGACCAUCAGAGGAAAUUGGCUGAGAAAAUGGCCAUAUCAUUGUCUAAAGAUCCCAGUUUCACUGCCGCGUUGGCUAGUGCAAUCUCCGGGAAAUUUCUUAGGUUUUCGCCGGAUAGUUGCUGACAGGAGAUUAGCGAACCAUUUUGUGAUUUUAUUUUUUAAAUUGUUGAAAGAUUUCUAGCUUGGGAAAUUAAUUUGAUUGGAACAAGAAUUUCCAUAGA